Molecule: messenger RNA, 4694 nt
Organism: Porites lobata
Lineage: Eukaryota; Metazoa; Cnidaria; Anthozoa; Scleractinia; Poritidae
Source: the annotation of a GenBank genome assembly
AUGGCAUCUGGCGGUUGGGUAGUAGAGCUUGAUAAGAAAGAACACAAAAACUGGGUGAUGGUUGGUUGUGCUCUUAACAUUGCCAAAAAAGGAAUAGUACCAACAAUUCAAAACAAAAUGGAAACUUGGUACCAGUCCCUCAUUUCCAGUCCUCCGCUUCAGUCACUUCCCUCUUGCGCAUGCGCACCUUCAGCACCAAAGUGCGCCACUUGCGUCAUCUGGGAAAAGGAACUGAAACGUCACCACAAGUCCGGGAGACCAAAGAUUUGCUGGGACAACAGUGACCGAACACAGUGGGGAUCUCCGACUGGGGCAUGGGAGAUAGCUAAAGUCUAUAUGCCAACUCUUGGAAGCCGAGCAAAGGAUGUCAUCGACGCAGAUAGAACCGACAUUGGUGGUCUUUUGAAUUUGUUAGAAUGGUGUCCUUUUAUCAAUCCCCCUGUGAGUCGAACUCUUUUGAAUUCAGCAAGAGAUGAAUGCAGAAAUCGUUGGGCGCAUGCUGCCAAACAAGAAAUUUGUGAUGCCGAUGUUCAAACUAUAUUGAGUCAUCUCAAUAAUCUGCUUAGUGACCCAGUGUUUAACUCUGAACUAUCAGCCCAAAAAGCGUCCAGUGAUUUGCAAGAUUUGUCCCGUCAAGGUCUGAUUAACGUCAGAGAGUCUGAGGUUGAAGCUCUUCACUUGUUGCGGCAAUGUCUGGAGGCCGAUCUGAGAAAGUGCCAAGAGGACUUGGCAUAUACACUUCGACAUUUAUCUCAGGUCCAAGAACAAAGUAAUGAGAACAAAUCUGAGAUCACUACACUAAAGCAGCAAAUGGGAGAAGAGUCAAAAAACUUGUCUGAAACUGUAUCCACGAUAUUGAUUGAAGUUGCUGCCUUCAACAAGUUCCUAAACCAAAGAGAUGAUCUUAGAAACACAAUUGAGGUUAUUUGUGAUGACUUAGAUGAAUUGUCGAAUGGUAUACAGAAGGUUGUUCUGGAACUAAACGAAGUUGGACUGAUCUUACCCCAGUUAGAAAGCAACCUCAAAAACUUGUAUUGUGAAGUACAGAAAGUAGCCAAGAAUUUCUCUACAAACAAAAGCUCGAUCUCAAGAUUACAAGAAGAUGUCAUGGAGGUUAAAGAAGAAAUGGAAACAUUGAAACACAAAACCCAGGUUGGUCUUUACAAGGGAGACGAUGGCGACGACGAUGAUGACAUUCUUUGCACGGCACCGAUCGGAUUAACAGAGUUUACCGGCCGCAAAUCAGAACUAGAAUGGCUUGAAAGAAAUCUUGUUUUGCAGAACCCGGAGAAGAAACCCGGAACCUCAACUUGUAUUAAAACAAUAUGCGGCCUUGGAGGCUGUAGAAAAACUUCCCAGGCGGCGUGUUUUGGGUCAUUGGUGAAAAUGAUGAAAGUGUACGGAAAUCCGUGGUCGAAAUACUUACGUUUGUCAAUAUCAGCGCCUCAGUAACCGACAACAUAGAGGACAUUUUGAACAAAUUCGUGUCAUGGUUGUCCAUAAUGAAACGUCCAUGGCUUCUUGUGGUAGACAAUGCCGAUGAAUUAAAUGAUCCAAACUGUCCGGCAGGCGUUAAGAAGAUAUGCAAAGGGUUGUGGCAAAGAACGCACCUUCCAAGGAAGCAUGGUCACAUACUUGUUACAACCAGAGCAAAUGCAACACAGAGUAGAACAUUUUUGAAGAUUUCAAGUGAUGAUUGUUUGAAGUUACAGUGCUUCAGUGAAGAAGAAGGUGCAUUAUUUCUAAUGCAACGGACAGGUCUCGGAGGGAACGAUCUUGACCCAGAUGCUAUUUGUUUGGCGAAAGAACUGGGAUCCCUACCGCUAGCUCUCGAACAAGCCGCCGCGUACAUAUCUUCCAGCCCUCUUCCACUUAAUUUUAAAGAUUACCUGAACAGAUAUAAAGAAGUUAAGCUUCGUCUUUUAAAACAGCAACAUGCCACGGCUCUAAGUCUGGAAGCACAACAUAGGUUGUCAACUCACACAACCUGGGUGAUGAACUUCGAAUAUGUUAAAAAAAGGUCACCUGCCGCUGCAAAGAUUAUGCGUAUUUCUGCUUUUUUUGAAUCUGAAUAUAUUCCUUUCAAUGUCAUCAAUCGUGGAUCCCCUGAAUGUAAUCAAGAGGAACAGAGAGAAUGUUCAUUCUCUUAUUCAGAUAUUGGUGACAUCCUCAAGAUACUAUCAAGCUACUCUCUUUUCUCGGUAAACCACCAGUGCAAACUGUUCCGUGUCCACAAGCUUGUCCAACAAGUUGUUAGAGACAGUCUUACGAAAUCAGAAAGGAUAAAGACAUUGGUGGAAUGCGUUCGCGUUCUUCGCUUUGCGUUUUUACAGUUUUCUGUAUUCGAGAAUUUCAGGUCAGGCGACCUUUACGAAAUGGAUUUGGAGGACCAGCUUAUUGUUUUCUCUCUUUUGCUGCACUUUCUCAAGUUGACAAGUUAUAUGAAAGAGGAAAUGAACGAGACAAAUGAGGAUGACACCGGUGAUCUCUUUAACGUGGACACCUAUGACUUAUGCAAACUUGUACAUGAUCUAACUAGGACACGGAGGUCUCUGUAUUUGUUAAAUGCAGAACUCUCGGACUUCUUCUUGCAACUCUUUAGAAUGGUUUUCGGUGACAGUGAUCCGAGCGAGCUCCUCUUUGAGAUGACCAACGUAAGUAGCAUCAAAUGCAACACUCAAGGCAAAGACGAAGGAAAGAAAUUAAUGGAUAAUGUUAUGCAAAAGUUGUUUGAGUUUGAGAAAUCGGGUGUUGUUAUAGAAGCCAACAUCAAGUUCCAAGUUCUCUAUCAAAUGGCAAAUUUUUUCUUUGUUGAAGGAGAGGUAAAGAAAUGCUACAAUGCUUUAUUGGACCUUGAGAGUUUAAACUUACCAAUAAGCGCUGCUAAUACUGCAGAGCUACAAAUGUGCAUUGCGGUUGUAGAAAAUUUUGGGAUGAUCAGAAAAACCAGCCAUCGUGCCAUGAAAGCCGUAGAAUUAGCAAAGAAAAUUUAUUCUUCGGAUGACCCAAAGUUGCUGCGGAUGCUUCAGUAUGCCGGCACGAUACUUUACGACAGCGGCAAGUUAAAGGAAAGUAAAAUAUACGCCAAAGAAAUGCGAGACAUCUCUAUGACGCUACCUCCCUGGUCAGAUGAUAUUGGAUGUGGGAUGCACUCUCCUCUGUCAUAUUUUUGUGAAUUAAACCACGAAGUCAUGAAAGACGUAUUGCUAGAGAUUUUAGAAUACAGAUGUCCUCAUAUAUACAGUUGUAUAUUAGAUGGCUAUGUGAAUAACUGUAUACCUUAUCUUGAUGACGGAUUCGAAGAUUUCAUUGAUGUAUAUUUACACUGUUUAAUGAAAUGCGUUUGUAUCGCUCUCAGAGAGAGUAAUAAUUCGAAAUUUUCCGCGGAAACUUUGGCCAUUUACCGACGAAUUGGGGAAACAUUUGUUUCCCUACGAAUGAAGCAUUAUGGCUCCAUCUUCCCAGAUAUGGAAGAGGCACGUUGCUUUUUAAUGACAGUAAAUAUCCUCUCUAGAACUGAUGAAGAGGAUGUGUUUAGAAGUCGCCAACUACCAGUAUUUGUAAGCUGCCAGGGCCGGCCUGAACAGUGCCAAUGCAGACCUUGCGCGGAUUCAAUUGGGGACCGCUCAAGGCGUUACAAAGAUGCAGGUAACGCGUUUUUCAGUUUAGGCGACUAUUUGAGGUCACUGGAAUUCUAUAACAAAGCCUUAAACUUGACUCCAAAAGAUGCUAAGUUAUUAACUAACAAAGCGUCUGCGCAAGUCAAGCUUUCUAAGCAGAAAGCACAGAGUCAACCUUUAAAAGAGCAACAGAACAUUCUUCAACAUGCUCUUCAAGACUCUCUUAGCGCGAUAUCUGCAGAUCCUUCUUGGGUGAAGGGAUACUACUGGAAGGCUGUUUGUCUUGCUGAACUUGGGCAAAGAGGUGCAUCACUUGCUGCAGCUGCAGUUGCUGAAUGCCUGUUUCCACUGCAAUGGACCCAAAUACCUGCUGUUGUCGAGCAUUUUGGACGCUACAUUGUAAAAGACGUAGCUACUUCUGAAGAUCUCGGGCGCGCCGUAGAGAUAAGGGAAAACAGUCUCGUAAUUGUGGUCCGUAGUGGGAAAUAUGUGCUAACUCAGCCUUUAAAGGUUCCAUCAAAUGCAGUGAUAGUUGGCCUUGGUAAGGUCGAAAUCACCUGUGUCAAAGGCGUUCCACUGUUCCUGGAUAAAACUGUUUACAUCGACAACAUUGAACUAACACCCUCCGCGGAGUUCAUCAGAAUGAACAAAGAGGAUGCUAAAAAGUGCCUCGAUCGUGGACAGUUAGACCAGGCGUUGUCUUUGUAUAGCAAGGUAUUGGCCUCAUGUCCAGAAAACACACAGCUUCUUACAGCAAGGGCUUCGACUUACUUGAAAGCAGCGAAAGAAAAGAGCAACACGUGUGAGCGGGAAUCUUUGCUAGAGCUUGGUCUGGAAGACACCAAAUCCACCAUCAGAGCUGACCCUUCUUGCUUACUUGGCUACUCUACCAGAGCUGCGAUUAUGACAGAGUUGGGGAGGAAACACGAAGCCUUGGCCUCUGCUGCUGUGUUUAACCACUUGAGCUCUGGUCGCGAUAUUUCAUCAGUCAUUCAGCGUUAUGGAGCGUUGCAGAUCCAUGUUGUUGAAAAUUCAGAUGAACUGCGCAAUUUUCUUGAAGAAAUAGAGGAGUAA